AUGAGAUUGGUGGAUCGGUGGAUCGCUGUAACGCUGUGCCUGGGCAUUGGGCUUCAGGCGCUGCUGGGGAAAGCUGCCGACCAGCCCGGGUGGUGGCGGCAGGCGCAAUGGCGGCGGCCUGUGCCUGUGGCGGCGGCAGGACCCUUUGGCAGCCUGUUUGGCGGCCGCAGCGGCAGCCGCGGCAGCCAGCGGCGGCGGCAGGUACAGGCGGCGCCACAGCCUUUCGAGGAGGAGGAGGAGGAGGGCGCCAAGAUGAUGCCGCUCGAUGCCUCCAGCUCGGGCUCCCUCGACGGCAGCAGCGAGGCGCCCUUUGGCCCGCUGGCGCUGCUGGCGGUGGGAUUCACGCAGGACGAGUUUCAGCGCCUGCGGCGGCUGCUGCAUGAGGAGAUGGAAGCAGAGAUGGUCAAGGUGAUCCCCGCGCCGGCUUCGGCCUGGGAUGGCACCCUGGGUGCGGCGCUGGAGCUGGAGCCUGUGCCGCAGUUUGAGCAGGCGCCGCUGGGCACGCGGCGCGUGCUGUUCCUGUCGGGUAUGUAUGCUGCAGAAGUGAUGGAGACGAUUGCGGCGGUCCGGGAGGCGGGCCUCCCAGAGGCCGUGUUUGCUGCGGCGGUCCCCAACAACUAUGCCCGGCCGCUGGCGGAGCUGGUGCAAGAGGUGUUUGCUGACCACCAGGCCAUGAAGCAGCAGCGGGCGGCGGCGGCGGCGGCCGCGGCACAGGCGCAGGCGCCGUGA
Molecule: messenger RNA, 729 nt
Organism: Chlorella variabilis
Lineage: Eukaryota; Viridiplantae; Chlorophyta; Trebouxiophyceae; Chlorellales; Chlorellaceae
Exons: 7
Coding region: 1-729 (242 amino acids)
Source: RefSeq, a predicted model, not a curated record